Molecule: messenger RNA, 1731 nt
Organism: Hevea brasiliensis (rubber tree)
Lineage: Eukaryota; Viridiplantae; Streptophyta; Magnoliopsida; Malpighiales; Euphorbiaceae
Product: E3 ubiquitin-protein ligase At1g12760
Exons: 5
Coding region: 128-1309 (393 amino acids)
Source: RefSeq, a predicted model, not a curated record
UAAAAUCAAAAACUACUAUUUCUCUAAUCUCAGUAACCUUCCCUAAUUUUUCUUCCAUCCCCAAAUCUGAAAAUCCCUCUUCCCUAUUUCAUGGCCCAAAGCUUCAAUUAAUUAUAAAUUCCCCAAAAUGUCCACCGCGACCUCCACAAUUAACGCCAGGGUCCCCACCUCGACUCGAUCCUCCGAUGACAUCGUCGACGCAACGCCGUUGAUUUCCCCUGCCUCCCAUGGCGAAUCCGGGAACAAUUCCGCCACUCGAUCCGCCCGCCGUCAAUCCCUACGCGACGCCGCGCGAUUCCUGCGUCGCGCCAGCAGUCGUCGCAUGAUGCGGGAGCCCUCGAUGCUGGUGCGCGAGACCGCCGCCGAGCAGCUCGAGGAACGGCAGAGCGACUGGGCGUAUUCGAAACCUGUGGUGAUUCUCGACAUUAUCUGGAACUUUGCGUUUGUGGCGGUGGCUGUGGCGGUGCUGAUAUUAAGCAGGGAAGAGCAUCCCAAUAUGCCAUUGAGGCUGUGGAUUGCUGGGUAUGCGUUUCAGUGCGUGUUGCAUAUGCUUUGUGUGUGUGUGGAGUAUAGGAGGCGGCGGAGGAGGCGAGUGGCAUUUGUAGGGAUGGAGCGAGGGCUUGGAAGUGAUGGGAAUUCGAGUUCCGGAUCGAGAGGGGAUUCUGGGGAGUAUGUUACGUUGGCUCAACUGGAGGAAGAUGGAACCAGCCACAGCAGUGUUGCAAAGCAUCUGGAAUCUGCGAAUACAAUGUUUUCUUUUAUCUGGUGGAUCAUUGGCUUUUACUGGGUAUCUGCUGGUGGCCAAACUUUGGCGCAUGGUUCCCCUCAACUCUAUUGGCUUUGUAUAAUUUUUCUGGGUUUUGAUGUGUUCUUUGUCGUUUUCUGUGUUGCUCUGGCAUGUGUUAUCGGCAUUGCUGUUUGCUGCUGUCUUCCCUGUAUUAUUGCAAUCUUAUAUGCUGUCGCUGAUCAGGAAGGAGCAUCUAAGGAAGACAUAGAUCAGCUCCCAAAAUUCAAAUUCCGUAGAAUUGGUGAUAAUGAGAAACUUGCUGCCGAGGCACAAGGACCUCUGGGUGGAAUAAUGACCGAAUGUGGCACAGAUUCACCAGUGGAACAUGUUCUUUCAGAGGAGGAUGCGGAAUGUUGCAUCUGCCUCUCUGCUUAUGAUGAUGGAGUUGAGCUAAGGGAACUUCCUUGUGGUCACCACUUCCACUGUGCCUGUGUAGAUAAGUGGCUGUACAUUAAUGCUACCUGCCCUCUCUGCAAGUACAAUAUCUUGAAGAGUAGCAGCCGAGUUAGGGAGGAAGUGUAGAAGGAUUGAGGAUACCGUUGUGGAGUUUGGACUUUGCAUUUGGUUAUAGCUUUGGGAGUUUUCAAUGCACAGCAUGCCAUUACUCUAAAUACAGACUUCUUGUUGUGGUAGUAAGUUAUGGCUGUUGUAGUGGUGGUGGAACUCUUUGUUCUUGCUCUGGCUUGUGAAAGUGCGUAUGUACAUUGGUGUCGCUCAGGGCACCUGAUGCUAACCUCGUUGGAGCACUAGUUCGCUUCUUUUUUUUUUCUUUUUCAUUUAAUCUUCUUCGCCCUCUUUUCUAUUAGUUAGGGAACAUAUUAUAGAUUUAUGUAUACUACUCUCCAAGGUUUUUCCUGUGAUUUAGCAUUGGGAGUGUUUUCAAGGGUUCUUAUUGAAUCUGUAAAAGAUGUGUUGCCAAAGGAAUAAGAUAUGAUUCCAUUUAA